GAUCAUUAUUAAAAUCAGUAUUUCGUGAACCAACGUACUAAGAAGUAUUUUUAAGCACAUGCUAAAAUGUUUAGAUUUGUAAUAACAUGUUUUAUAAGCAUUACUAUAUAUAUAGGUUCGAAAGGUGGUGGUAACGCCCAUGGUUCUAAUACGUUUGAUGUGGAAACAAAUCGCCAGAAAUGUAAUGGCGAGGAACAAAUGAAGUGUUGGUCGGGUCAGUGUGUUAGCAUAACUGUUAAAUGUAAUGGUAUAAAAGAUUGUGAAGAUGGAAGUGAUGAACAGUCUUCCUUGUGUGAGACAAUGUUGUGUGGUGAUAAACAGUUUCAAUGUCAUUACGGAGCGUGCAUUCCUAUCGAAGCCAAAUGUAAUGGAACUCAGGAAUGCUGGGAUGGUACGGAUGAGAAUGAGAAACUUUGUAGAUACGAAAUCGAUAUCACAUCAAUACAAACAACGGUUGGAACCAUUACUAGAGACACAACAAUAUUACCACCGACUAAAAUUGCAACAAAAUGGCCACAAACAGUUGGGAAUCAGUACAACAUCUCAACAACAACAAUACUACCACCAAAUAAAGUGACAACAAAACGUCAACAAACAGUCUUCAAUAGAUAUAAAACACAUGCUACUACAACCACCAAACCCAUCAAAGAGUGUGUUUUACGCAAUUGUGAUUAUCCACUCUUUUGUAAGAUUUCAAUACCAGGAUCCCGCAACUCUAAUGCAAUUCAUUAUCAGAGACGAUUAUCUCUUAUAGAGGGAUCACAAGUGAUUUUCAAUUGUGCCGAAGGUUAUUAUUUAGUAGGUGCAAAUCGUUUAACAUGCACACCGAGAGGAUGGAGCCACAGCAGUCCAAGUUGCAAACCCUACUGUGACGCAGACUUCAUACAUAACUGCAGACCACCACUCAAAUGUUUAUUUGAACAGCCCAAUAGUAGAUCAAAAAUCUUCAUAACAAAAGAGUUUACACAAAGAGUUAGAGAACAUUCCCAAAUUAGUUUUGCCUGCGAUGAGGGUUAUCUGCUUGAAGGUCCGACAAUGAGGAAAUGUACAGCAAGAGGGUGGUCAAAUGAGAUACCUAGAUGUGUUAAUCAUUGCGAUAUAUCCGAUCUGGGAAAUCCCAGUUCACCGCUCAAAUACAAUGUGUUCGAUUCAAAUAUACAAAGUUUGGAGGGCUAUCAAUAUUCCACAUGGAAUAAGAUGAUCAAAGAAAGCUCUUACUUUGAAUUUACCUGCGAAGAUGGAUAUAAACUGGAUGGCGAGAAUCGUUCAACCUGUAUGAAUAAUGGCUGGAGUAGUGCUGCACCUACUUGCACUCCCUUGUGUGAUCUAAGUCUGGUUAGUCCGUGCACAGCGCCAUUACUCUGUCGACACAAUCACAAAACAUCUUUCCUUAACUUUGGAAACAGGGCUGACGUGGUGCUUCCAGGGGUACAUGUAGACUAUAGUUGUGAAGAUGGUUAUGAACUGGAUGGGGCAAUGUUCAUAACAUGUACGAACAAUGGAUGGAGUAAUAGGAUUCCUACUUGCAAGGAAACUGUUUGUGAUGUUAGUAUAUUUGCGGACUGCACUUAUCCGUUAAAGUGUAAGAUAUAUGAUCGAACGCUACGAAAGUAUAAGAGUAUCUACAGAAGAGACAUCCCGGAAUUAUCAAAUAACGAAAAUUUAUAUGUAAAUUGUGAAGAUGGCUACACUCUGCAAGGCUCACAAUAUUUAGCCUGCAGGGGAAGAGAGAAAAUCUCUAAAACUUGUGAGCAGGAGAUAUUAGAUAACUGCAUUUAUCCAAUGAUUUGUGAGAGAUUCGAGUCAGAGUUCAGUGAUUUUAUAAAAGUAAAGUUUAGUUGUGAAAAUGGUUAUAUGUUGGAUGGCGGAAACUCUUUAACUUGCACAGAUGGCAAAUGGGAUCACAAUCUGCCCAAAUGUAUUGUAGCACAUUCUUGCAGCGGUCAUCUCAUACCCAUCUGUGAACACCCUCUUAUUUGCACGCUUUUCGACGCAAAGUCAAAAUCCAAGCAGAAGAUAAUUAAUAAUAAUAUUAUUCAGUCCACAAAUUAUACUCUAGAUACGCAAAUUAUUUUCAGUUGUGGAUACGGUUACAAAUUAAAAGGCGCGGAACAAACCACUUGUGAUUCGAAUGGUUGGAGUCAUGAGCAAAGUCUGAAACUACCGCAAUGCACAAAGCUGAUGAGUAGUACUUCAGCACUAAUAGCGUUACCAAUUGAAAAGAAGUGUCAAAUACCCGCUAAUCUUAGCGACAUAAUAAUCACGAAAACCAACUUUAGGACGAAUAUCGACGUCGGUUCCAGUGUGUCAACAAAUACGUUGGUUACAUUUGCAUGUCAACCUGGCUACCAGUUAGACGGAGACGAAAUGUUGCUCUGUACAGACGAUGGUUGGAACAAAAAGGUGCCAGUUUGUUACAGUCGCAACUAUUGCGAUGCACGGGUGCUGAAUGAAGAUAAAUCGAUCACAGCGUCUUGUUUAUUUGAAAGUGCGCCAGUAGCUUGUGAAAAAAUCAAACCAAACACCAUUGCUGUAAUCAAGUGUGCGAUAGGAUAUCAGCAAAAAAAUGUCCAUCAAAAAACAAUUUUAAGCUGUACAAACGAGUAUAAGUGGAGUCGCCCGAUAACACCCUGCGAAAUAAAAUGUGGAGAGCUGCAACAAUAUUCGACACCGUUUGCACGUAACGGUAUAGAGAUUCAAAUUAGUGAGGUUCCGUGGCAUGUGGGCAUUUAUAGUAACUUAAAUAAAAGGGAUUUUAAACAUAUUUGUGGCGGAUCCAUAGUUUCUAAUCGUCUUGUUGUAUCAGCCGCCCAUUGUUUUUAUGAUGAAGCCAAUUCAAGUCCGUACGAAAAUAAUUUUUUUAAGGUGUCACCAGCAAAAGUGAAAUACUCGUAUAACGUCUCGGAUGGUGUCGAUGUAACAAAUAUAUAUAUACCCGAAAUAUACAAGGGUUCCGAUGAUAAUUAUUACGGUGAUAUAGCGAUUAUCACCUUACAGCAGCCGUUCAUAUUCAAUCAUUCAGUCAAACCGAUUUGCUUUCAAUAUAUCUUCGGAGAAGCCGCCGCGGUGGAAACUGGCAGAGAUAGUUUCAUAAUCGGAUGGGGUCCCACUGAGAGCAGUCACUAUAAAGACGUCCUUCAGAAAGUGGAAGUAACUACGCUGUCCUAUAACUCCUGCAAUGAAACGUUAAACGGCAAAGCAACGCAACGAUAUGACUUGGCAGUUGAUAAGUUUUGUGUUGUCCGCAAAGGCACCUCAGGCGAGUUAUGUCGAGGCGAUAGCGGUGGAGGUUUCGUCAAAAGUACCAAUGGACAAUAUUAUUUGGUUGGAGUAAUAAGUCAUGCACCAUUGGGCAAUGUCGAUUGCGCGAGAGAUAAUCUUAUAGCGCUGACGAAUGUGCAAUAUUAUGUUAAAAUACGUCAAAGCAUAGAGGAUGAUCAGAUUGAAAAUUAAAACUUACCGGUGUGAAAAUGAAAGUGACAAACUUUGUAC
Messenger RNA from Zeugodacus cucurbitae (melon fly), 3492 nucleotides. Its product is annotated as sushi, von Willebrand factor type A, EGF and pentraxin domain-containing protein 1-like. NCBI's taxonomy places the organism in Eukaryota, Metazoa, Arthropoda, Insecta, Diptera, Tephritidae. The record is from RefSeq and is a predicted model, not a curated record. The coding region runs from base 67 to 3453 and encodes 1128 amino acids. Gene Ontology annotation, molecular function: serine-type endopeptidase activity; protein binding. Gene Ontology annotation, biological process: proteolysis. The transcript is spliced from 13 exons.